Pistacia vera is the source of this 1072-nucleotide messenger RNA. RefSeq names its product probable carboxylesterase 5. The coding region runs from base 4 to 969 and encodes 321 amino acids. Gene Ontology annotation, molecular function: hydrolase activity. Lineage: Eukaryota; Viridiplantae; Streptophyta; Magnoliopsida; Sapindales; Anacardiaceae. The record is from RefSeq and is a predicted model, not a curated record. The transcript has a single exon.
GCAAUGGAUCCUGCAGCCAUGGAAGAAGAACUAGUCCAUGACGUUUCCCCCUUCUUUCGCAUAUACAAAGAAGGCCGUGUCGAGAGGCUCAUGGGCACUGAGUUCAUCCCCACUUCUGUUGAUCCCAAAACCGGUGUUGAAUCCAAAGACGUUGUGGUUUCUCCUGAAAUUGGUCUAUCUGUAAGGCUGUACGCCCCAAAACUCCAUAACCGAAACCAGAAACUUCCUCUUCUGGUGUACUUCCAUGGCGGAGCGUUUUGCUUUAUGAGCCCGUUCUGUGCUAUCUACCAUAAUUACCUUAACACUUUAGUCCAUGAAGCCAACGUCGUUGCAGUCUCAGUCGAAUAUCGAAGAGCCCCGGAGCACCCUCUGCCAGCAGCAUAUGACGAUUCAUGGACAGCUCUCAAAUGGAUCGCUUCUCAUGUUAAUGGAGAUGGCCCUGAAGAUUGGCUAAAUUUUCUAGCUGAUCUUGACAAUGUUUAUUUGGGUGGUGAAAGCGCUGGUGGUAAUAUAUCACACCACAUGGGCUUGAGAUAUGGAAAACAGAAACUUGGAGGUCUGAAACUCGCAGGAAUUAUUUUGGUUCAUCCAUAUUUUGGUGGCAAUGAGCCCAUUGGUGCCGAGGCUAAUAAUUUAGAGAAAAUAGAAUUUACAGAGAUGUUGUGGCGUUUGGCGUGUCCUGAGACAACUGGGCGCGAUGAUCCGCUGUUUAAUCCGCUGGCUGAUCCGAACUGGGCGAGCCUGGAGAACACCAGGGUUCUAGUUUGUGUUGCCGAAAAGGAUUUCUACAGAGACAGGGGAUGGUGCUAUUUUGAGAAGUUGAAGGAGAGUGGAUGGGAAGGUGUGGUGGAGAUCAUGGAGUCUAAAGGCAAAGAUCAUGCGUUCCAUUUGAUGAAUCCCACUUCUGAGAAAGCUUUGGAUUUGCUUAAACAAAUUGCUUCAUUCAUCAAUAUUCGUCACAAAGCAUAAAAUAUCAGCAUUGAAUUGUAUUUUAUUGAAUAGUAUUAUUUACUUUCCAAAAAGUCUUGUAACAAUUAUGUAUCGGAUUUCUGUUCUAGUUUAGUUGUUUAAA